AUGAUUAAAGAAUAUCCCAAAAGUGGCGAAAACCUUGGGUUGUAUUGGACACGUGCGAUCGUGGUGAUGCUUCUGGGAAUUGUUGUGUACGUGGCGGUGACAUAUUGUUUUCAUGUCUACUACGACAGGGAGGCAGCGUUUCGUAAUGCUUUAACAUGUUCUAUGCGAUUUCUUGAAGAAAAUAAAAUUGUUUUUUGGUUACAAAACGGCACUCUUCUGGGAUCUACGAGACUUGGAAGGCUAGUGCUUUGGGAUGCGGAUCUUGACAUUGGUUUUAAGAGGUCAGAUGACACGGAUAAAGUUGUGGCAAUGAUGAAUGAACUCGAUUCUCGCUGCUUUGGUGUUGCAUCAACAGUUCGAGUGAGUCUGCAAAAUCCCGUAAGAGUUUUCCGAAAAUGCACGAAAAGAAUUUGCGCGGAAUUUCACGAGACAAUUGUUAAUGAUGGUGUCGUGAUUUCUGUUGAUGGAUCUUCACCUGAAAAGGAGCUCUUUCCCCUUCAAAGGUGUACAGUGGCUGAUGUGGUGAGUCACUGCCCUCAUAAUGCCCCGUAUUAUCUAAAGGAGGCAUAUGGAGGCGAUUGGCUUACUCGGUCAUUAACCGAAUUGUUUCAAUGA
Molecule: messenger RNA, 615 nt
Organism: Trypanosoma cruzi
Lineage: Eukaryota; Euglenozoa; Kinetoplastea; Trypanosomatida; Trypanosomatidae
Exons: 1
Coding region: 1-615 (204 amino acids)
Source: RefSeq, a predicted model, not a curated record